UGAGAGUGUUGGUGGCGUGAGCAGUUUAGUUUGGCGCCAGCGUUUUCGCGGGGAGCUCAUGAGUAAAAUAAUACUAAUAAUAGUAAUAACAAUAAUAAUAAUAAAUUAAGAGCACAAAAUAAAACAAUCUGUUGACGAUCAGAUUUUAGGCUAGCGUAUUUUAAUCUUGUAGUUCUCGUGGUUUGUGUAGUUAUGUUAGGAUUAGGAAGUUUUUCUUCUUCAUGACUAACAGCGUUGUUAUCCCGGACUGACUGAACUUUCGGCUCUGUAGGAAGAUGAUGGCUACCGUUCUCUCUACAAGUUCUAGCAUGUUGCCUCUCCUGGAGACCCUGGAGGAUUCCACUGUAUCCCUGACUGAGCAGACUGAUGCCUACCUCACUAUUGCAAAGCGUCUGAGUGGGGAGGAUGGAAGACAGUUUAUCCCUGUAGUUGGAAAGCACUUUACACGUCUCUGUAAAGCUUUUAAGGAGCACAUUUCAAGCCAGAAUUCUGAACUCUGCCAGGCAGCACUUCAAGCAUUGGGCUUCACUGUUUUCCACAGCAGCAUUGUGUCUGGGUUACCAGUAACUUAUGUGGAAGAGCUGAUUUUGGCUCUCAGCUCCCUUGCUGUUAAAUCCUGCGACAAGAAUACUUGCACCCGGGCACUUUGGGUGAUUGCUAAACAGAACUUCCCAGCUGAAGCAGUUGGGAAGAAGGUACCAGACAUUCUAAAAACGUUAGAAACUGUACAUGCCAGGCAAGAUGUGCAGUCGAUGGUGAUGGAGCACGAAGCACUAAAUGUUGUUAUAAGGCUGUUGGAGCAGACUCCAGCUCAGAUGGGGGAGGGUGCAGUCACAUGGGCUAAGCUUGUGAUUCCAUUGGUGGUACACUCCGCCCCCAAGGUGCGAUUACGGGCAGCAGCAGCUCUGGAGCUAGGGAUGCCCCUUCUGAUCGAGAAGCAACAGGAGGUGGCAGCCAUCACAGAGGCCCUCAUGUCUUCAAAACUGAUACCAGAACUACAGAAGCUGUUUUCAUCCAAGAAUGAGACUAAUGUGCUGAAACUGUGGCCCCUGUUUGUGAGGUUACUGGGAAAGACCCUGCACCGCGGAGGAGCUUUCAUUAACUCUCUGUUGCAUUUGGAAGAGCUGGGUUUCCGCAGCAGUUCUCCAGUAGUGAAGAAAAUCGCCUUCAUCGCCUGGAAAAGCUUGAUUGAUAACUUUGCGUUGAAUCCAGAUAUCCUUUGUAGUACCAAGCGUCUGAAAUUACUGAUGCAGCCUCUCGCCACAAUCCAAGUGAGAACUGAAGUCCUGCUGCUGACUAAACUGGAGGUCUGGUGGUACUUGGCAGUGAAACUUGGGCCACAUUUCACUGCUAACUUUGAACAGGUAGGGAUUCCUCUGGUCCAAAGCACAAUGAUCACAGGUUCUACUGCAAUAUCUCUGGGAACUCCUGCAAGAACAGUGGCAAACCAGUCCAUCAGCGCUGCUCAGACUACCCCCAAAACUGGCACUAAUGCUUUUGCAAGCCCUGCUUCGACUCCUCGGCUCGGUCUGAACAGUAGUAUGCAUGCGUCAGCAUCGUACCCGUCCAUUCAGCUGCUGGGGCUGGAGAUGCUGCUUCACUUUCUCCUGGGCCCGGACAUCACCGCUGCGGCCGCACAGAGCAAGCUCCAGCUCAGUCUGGAACCACUUGCAAAUCCACUAAUCACCAGCCCUUCAUUUUUCUGCAAGCAUGCUGGAGUUCUCAUAAACUCAGUCCGAGACGGGAUCAUUACUGUAGGCAAAGAGGCUCCAGAUGCCACACUUAACCUUAUCUGGAAGAAUCUAAUUGGCUUUGUGACCGCAGCAGCAGGCAAUAAAAAGGAGAGGCAGGGCUCGGAGGUUUUGACCCUGUUCUUGCAAGCUUUACACACCAUAGUAACUUCAGAAGCACUUCCUGCACACCGAGCAUUGAUUCUCCUUGAAGCCACUGUGAAGGGAAUCCCUCCUAAAAUAUUGGGUUCUCCAGCUUACCAGGUAGCCAAUAUGGAUGUUUUAAAUGGAACUCCUGCACUGUUCUUGAUGCUCUUGUUCUAUCACAGAAGCUUGUUGGAGUCCUUUGUAACUGAGGAGAGGUUUUUCGUAAGUGUGGAGACACUAGUUGCCUGUGGUCUGUCUGGUCCCACGUCUCCGCUGGCAUACAGCGAGUCCAUUCUGAACGUUAUCAACCAGAGGGCCACCCUGGUGGCGAACAAGGAGCACCUUUGGAGAAUGUGGAGCAUUGUAGUUAACCCUUUAACAGAAAGGAUCACGCAUACAAAUGAAGUCAAUCAAGGAGAUGCCUUAGAACAUAACUUCACCGCUGUGCACAGUGCUCUGAUGCUGCCCAUAACUCACAUCCUCACAGUAAAGGGAUUCCCACAAGGCACGAUGAAGCCUCUGCUGCGCUCCUGGGCAGAGCUGUACAGGGUGUUUGCACGCUGUGCUGCUCUGGUGGCUACAGCUGAAGAAAACGUCUGCUGUGAGGAGCUGUGUGUCAAAAUGACACCAGUCCUGGGAAACGGUGCUCUGUCGAAUCUGUCGACAUUGGAAGCAGUUGUUCACGUUCUAACUGUCAUUACUGAGUGCGUCAACUUUUCACCUUACACUCCCAGGUUUCAACAAAUUAUAAAUUCUCCACAUACACCAUCCAGCUGGAUGCGAAAGAAGAAUAAGCCCCUGGGAAACUUGACCUCUUACAUGAAGCUCCUGGUGCAGGUGGUGGACUCGUUCCACACGCAGGGUGAUGCAGAGCCCCUGGCGGACACACCUGCUUCUUCCAUGGUUUUAGUGGGGGCUUCCAUCAUCAACAUUCUGUCAGUGCUUUUCAGCAACCUGUCACUGGCCAGUGCCAUCGGAGAAUCCCUUUCAAGCCUCACCAGACCCAUAACCACGUUUUUCCAAAGAACUGCAAUGCCCCAAGCUGAUUUGCCAAAGGUCUAUGCAAUUCUUGGACACAAGCUGGAAAAACUACUGGGAGACAUUCUAACCUGCUUGCAGUCUCGCUAUGCGACCACCUAUGGUGAUGAACUGUUGGAACAGCUGGCGCCGUUGCUGAGUGUUCUUUUCCUUCAUCAGAACAAGCAAUUCCGGAACCAGAUAGCUCAGUUUUGGAAUGCCACAUUUGCAAAGGCUGCAACAUUGAACUACCCACAGGAACUCAAGCCUGUUCUGAACCAGGUAAAGAUGAAACUUUCCAUUAUACUGCCUGGUUUUGUAGCUGUUGAGGUAGCUGUUGAUGAGUCCGGUGGACCUUACUCUGAUAAUAGUGAGUGUUCCCAGUUAGGCACAAAGCUCAGUGGCUUGGAAGUGAAGUCUGCAGGAAAAAGGGAUUCCUUGCUUUCCAGAACCGACGAACUAAAGGAAAAGCACUCUGCACCAGUGGCGGUAAAACUGGACUUUGGCUCUCCCAAGCCUCCUCGCCGGGAACUUCUGUUGGACGAGGAGAAAUCUGUGGACUUUGUGUUUAUCCCCCCAGAGCUUAAGCAGAGAGUGCUAACUGAACACCAGAAGGAAGUUCUGAGGACAAAAAGGGUUGAUAUUCCUGCCAUGUAUAAUAACCUGGAUGCUUCCCAAGACACCACCCUGUUUACACAGUACAGCCAGAGCCAGGAGGACUCUAUGGAUAAACCAGCCACAGAUAAGAUGGAAGAAGCCACUAACACACCAGAAGCCACUUUAGAAAUACAAAUACCUGAAGAGAGAUCUGAGGACCAAGAUGAAAAGAUGGAAUCGGAAAAAGCCCCUGACAGGGCACAGCCAGACAUGGAGAUAAAAAAUAACGAAGAAAACAACGUGGGUACCAAAAUGGAAACUACUGAGUCCGAUUCACCUGAUCCUGUAACGGAAAACCCUGAAGACCUUGCUGAGACUUUAAAAGCUCCAGAUGUUUCAAAGGAGGAGCCACCUGGGGUUGAGGAUGUUGCCAUGGAGACGGAGGACAGCAGUGUCAAUGUUAGCAACAGUUCUGCCUCUUCAGAUGUGGUAUCUGGGACUCCCCAGAAACCAUCUAGUCGGCGGCAGUCUUUUAUCACUUUGGAGAAGUUUACUACUUUAGAUGGAAAUACCUUUAGUCCUGUUACGCUCAACACAUUCAUGGAGUCAGAUAGCAAAGCUUUAAAGUCUGCUAGUCAGGAAGCUGUGGCGGUUGAACCAAAGGAGGCUGAAACACCCCUGGAGAAAAGCCCAGACACUGCAGUAGACGAUACAAUGCCAGUACCCGAAAAGCCUAAGCGUGGGCGUCCGAAAGGCCGUAAAAGUGGCAGCACACCUGUAGUGGCAUCAAAACUUGAGAAAAGCUCAGAACAGUCAAUGGAAGAGAAGGAAACAGAGCCUAAAGUGGAAAAAAACAGUAUUGGUCACAGUGACGGAGCAGAAGAGGACUGUAUCCCAGAUACACAGCCAGUGAAGCCUGACUCCUCUGAGUGUGUGAAUGUAGAGAAACCCCAGGAAAACAUUAUGUCUGCAAAGGAGGAGACUGUUUCAUCUCUUGAAUCCAAGGAAAAUACUCCUCCUGGAGAAUUGGAAAACCAGGACAACGAAGAUCAAGCUUCUCAAAGUCAAUCUAGCCAGAACGAGCCUAGGCGUUCCUCAAGAAGGUUUAGUCAACCAUCGCGCUCUUUGGAUUGCUCAGAAAGCCAAGAGAGCGAAGAGAAAGGAAAAACUAAAAAGAGAGGCCCAAAAACCAUAGAGGAAAAAGCCAUUGAAAGAAAAGCUAGUCUGUAUCAUGUGGGCCAAGCCGAACAUCAGAAGGCAUCUUCUCCAACUGCAAGCCAGAUAGACACUCGGUUACAGGGGGAAACCAGUAAGAGGAGCAAUAAAGCUCCAGGGAGAGAGGACAGGGUUACCAGAAGAAAUGUCUCUGCCACUGCAGUGGAGACAGCAUCUCCUUGUGAGGCAGAGGAAGGGAGUAAAGUAGCCUCACAAGGGCGUAGCAGGUACCAGACUCGGAGAUCUUCUCAGGGCCUGCUUUCCAGCAUCGAGAAUUCUGAGUCUGAUAGCUCAGAAACUCGUGAUGAUGGUCAGAAGACGAAAAAGAGUGGAAGAGGAAGGAAGCCUAACAAAGUGGCAGACUCUUCAGACUUCAAAACUGAAAGCGAACCCCAAAAAGAACAAGUGGUGGAAAGGGCAGCAGUAGCAGAUCAAAUGGAAACUACUCCUGUGGUAAAUGCCAUUGAGCAAGCAGUGGCUGAGGACGGCAAUACAGUGGUUUUACAGGUUCCAGAGACCGAGAACACAAAUGAGACCCCUACAGUCCUCGAGCCUGCGGAUGUGUCUGGGAAUUUUAAGAGUGAGCAGAGUGUUGCUUUUGAUCAGGAAAACAAAACCUACAGUUUGAACAGAACUUUAGAUACAGAGUCUUGUUCAGAGCCCAUGUCCAAGAGUAUGAUCACAGAGCCUACUAUUGGGGACUUAUCCACGGCGCACUCGGAUGUCUUCAAUGCUUCUGCAGCAAGCGAAAAUCUGCAUGUGUGUUCUCGCAGCAAGAGGGGACGUGGACGCAGGCGUUCCAAGGUCUGCAACCGCUGUUUGGUGGACUCUCGGCAGGAUGAAGACGCCUUUGGCAUGCAAGAUUCAGAUAAGCAAGUGUUAGACCUGAAAGAGCUUUCAUCUGGAAUAUCCUCUGGGGGCCAGCAGUUUGACGACAGUGUUUUCGACCCCAAUGCUGUGAGCACUCCACUGCUCUCCAAGGAUCCUGUGACCUUUAGCACCUCUGUAAGCCAGCUGGCUUUGGGAAAUGACUUGGAAGAGGAGAAAACUACUGUUCUCGGAACUGUGAUUUUAGUAGAGGGGGUUGAGCAGGGCACCUUAGUUGCUACCACCAGUGAGCUCUGUGUGCAAACAGCAGAUGCCAUAAAAGAAACGCAGGUUGAAGAGCAGCAUGUUCUGGAAACAAAAAAGGUUCAAUCAGAAACUACAGAACACCCAGAGCAAAAAACUCCAACCAGUGAGGUAGAGGAGAACCAGCAGUUGGUGCCCCUUGAACAAUGGACUGAGGAUAAGCAGCCCAAGCCAGAUCAAGAGAAGAUGCUUGAAGAAACUGUGGAACCACCAGAUGAGAAGCAUCCUAAUGAGAUGCAAGGGAUAGAAGAUGAUGUCUUGCCUGCUGGAGUAGUUGCUUCUCCACCUGGCCUGCCUGAAGAGUCUUGGGUGUGUAAACAAACAGAUUCUGAAACAUUAAAUUUGGACUCUCCACCAAAGCAAAAGGGUUGUGAUGUGGCUUGUCUAAUUGAAGUGGGCCAGAGCCCCAGCGGCACAAAACCCCGUGGUGUGUGGUCCCCUACUGCUUCCCCUUCCACAAGCAUCCUCAAGAAAGGGUUGAAGAGACCGCUGGAGGUUGACUCUCCUUCACCUCUCAACAAGAACCGUCGAGUGUCCUUCGCCAACCCAAUCUAUCGGCAGGAACUGGCUGAUGACAUUGAUCGUCGUAGCCCAGUUGUAAGACCAUCUUCAAAUGGCUCCCCAAGAGCCAAAAGCCAUAGCGCAUCAAUUACACAACAAAAGUUUGUUUCCACUCCAACCAAGGGCUUGCUGAGCCUGAGCCCCCGUAAUCUCAAUAGCCCUGGAUUCAAGAGCUCCAAGAAAUGCUUGAUAUCGGAAAUGAGCGGAGAAUUGAAGCCUAUCCCCAAGGACUGUGUGUACCCUUCUCUAGUGGGUUGUUCAGUUCCCGUGGAGGCGAUCCUGCCGCAGCUUACUUCCAGUAUGUGGGCGCGGGGAUUUGGCCAGCUUGUUCGAGCCAAGAAUGUAAAGACAGUUGGUGAUCUGAGUGCUCUCACUGCUGCAGAGAUCAAAGCCCUCCCCAUUCGCUCUCCAAAACUACUCAAUGUGAAAAAAGUGCUUAGAACGUAUCACGAACAACAGAGGAAGUUGCGUGGUGUUGACGACCUCAAAGGAUUUGAUGAAACGGAGAAAAUGACUUCUGAAACUGAGGACAAGGAGCAAGUCCUGAAUAUUGAGGAGGAGGAGGAGAAGCUAGCAGCUGAAUUGGUUGAUACGCCUGUUCCAGCUGCAGUUAUGAAGCCACCUUCUGACCUGCCCUCUGACGUGGAAGCUCUUAACACCCGGUUCAGCUCUGAAGACCUUGGGAAAUACUCCAGCAGCCAGCUGUUCACAAUGCACCAGCAGAUGAGCGGCAUGUUGAACGAUAUUGUGAGCAAUCUGCACUCCCGCAUAAGUUCUCCAUCGCUGGUUAGCUUAGACUGACCUGUGGGCAAUCCAACAACUUCAGCGCAUUUCCUUGUUUUUAAGUAAAAACCAAUCCACAAAAUAGUGAGUUUAUAAGACACUGGAUUGUGUUUUUAUUUUUUUGUUUUUUUUUAAAUGGUGAACGUCUUCAUUGAGCACUGUGCUUUGGCUGAAAGUGACAUUAUGGACCCAACAAUCCAGUGGAUGAAGGGAAUGCUACCACCACCUUUUAUAUAUUGUAUGGUUCAUGUUACUGUUUUUGAAAUAAAGAAGAAUACGUUCCUAUUA
This is a messenger RNA of Polyodon spathula (Mississippi paddlefish), 7469 nucleotides long. Its product is annotated as telomere-associated protein RIF1-like. NCBI's taxonomy places the organism in Eukaryota, Metazoa, Chordata, Actinopteri, Acipenseriformes, Polyodontidae. Gene Ontology annotation, biological process: telomere maintenance. The transcript has 36 exons. Gene Ontology annotation, cellular component: nucleus. The record is from RefSeq and is a predicted model, not a curated record. The coding region runs from base 276 to 7199 and encodes 2307 amino acids.